Alnus glutinosa is the source of this 1822-nucleotide messenger RNA. RefSeq names its product aspartyl protease family protein 2-like. The record is from RefSeq and is a predicted model, not a curated record. The coding region runs from base 44 to 1474 and encodes 476 amino acids. Gene Ontology annotation, molecular function: aspartic-type endopeptidase activity. NCBI's taxonomy places the organism in Eukaryota, Viridiplantae, Streptophyta, Magnoliopsida, Fagales, Betulaceae. Gene Ontology annotation, biological process: proteolysis. The transcript has a single exon.
UAGCCUCCCUCACCCCCUUCUCUUUCUCAGAGCUCUCUCUCCAAUGGAACCCCCACCAAGAAAUGCUGCCCUUUUUCUCCUCACCAUUCUCAUCUUUCUUUCCGCUUCUUCCUCAGCCCCACUUCAGUACCAAAACCUAGUCCUCAACCCCCUCCCUAACACCCAACACACCCUCUCAUGGGCCGAUUCAGACUCCCUCGUGCCGGACAUCACCGAAACCGACCCAGAUUCCUCCACCACAACCCUCCAGUUGCACCACAUAGACUCCUUGUCCUUCGGCAAAACCCCGGUGCAACUCUUCAACCUCAGGCUCCAACGCGACGCUGUCAGAGUGAAGGACCUUACUUCCCUCGCGGCCGCCAGGAACGGGAGUCGCGUACCUCUCCCUGGCGGCGGGUUCAGCAGCUCCGUCGUCUCCGGGCUCUCCCAGGGCAGCGGCGAGUACUUCACGCGGAUCGGCGUGGGCAGUCCCCCGAAGUACAUGUACAUGGUGCUGGACACUGGGAGCGACAUCGUAUGGCUCCAGUGCGCUCCCUGUAAGAGAUGCUACUCCCAGGCCGACCCGGUCUUCGACCCGACCAAAUCCACAUCCUUCGGCAAGAUCUCGUGUGGGUCCCCCCUGUGCCGCAAGCUCGACUCUCCGGGCUGCAAUACUCGCAAGACUUGUAUGUAUCAAGUCUCCUACGGCGAUGGGUCCUUCACUGUCGGCGAUUUCUCCACCGAAACGCUGACGUUCCGUCGUACCCGGGUGGCGAGCGUGGCGCUCGGUUGUGGCCACGACGACGAGGGCUUGUUCGUCGGUGCUGCGGGGCUGUUGGGACUCGGCCGGGGGGGGUUGUCAUUCCCCUCGCAGACCGGUAGCCGGUUUAACCGGAAAUUCUCGUACUGUUUGGUGGACCGCUCCGCCUCGUCCAGGCCGUCCUCGAUCGUGUUCGGCGAGUCGGCGGUUUCUCGGACCGCCCGGUUUACUUCCUUGCUCGUCAACCCCAAGCUCGACACCUUUUACUACGUCGAACUCCUCGGGAUCAGCGUCGGCGGGGUACGCGUCCCUGGCAUCACCGCUUCGUUGUUCAAACUCGACCCCUCUGGAAACGGCGGGGUAAUCAUCGACUCGGGCACGUCGGUUACUCGCCUAACCCGACCCGCUUAUAUUGCCUUGAGAGAUGCGUUCCGGGCCGGAGCAUCGAAUCUGAAGCGGGCACCCGAGUUUUCAUUGUUCGACACGUGUUUUGACCUGUCCGGGAAGACGGAGGUGAAGGUACCGACGGUGGUGUUGCAUUUUCGAGGCGCUGACGUGUCUUUGCCGGCGACGAAUUAUCUGAUCGCGGUGGAUACUGAUGGUAGCUUCUGCUUUGCAUUCGCGGGUACGUUGAGCGGAUUGUCGAUUAUUGGGAAUAUCCAGCAGCAGGGGUUCCGGGUCGUGUACGAUUUGGCUGGCUCUCGGAUCGGGUUUGCUCCUCGUGGGUGCGCGUGAGUAGCGUGCGCGAUGGAUGGUAGUGGGAAACAGAAAAGGUUUCCCCUCCCAUUUUGUUCUUUCUUUUGGGUUUUGUUUAGUUGAAAAAGAAAAAAUCUUUCUUGGAUUUUUUUAAUCUGAGUAAAGAGAGAGGAUAGGAGUAGGACUGCUAGAGGGUUCACGUGGGUCUUUGUUGUCGGUAUCUCAUCAUAAUUAUUACUCUAAUACAGGGGUAAUUUUAUUCACUAUUAAGUAAUUUAUUUUUAUUUUUUUUACUUUACUUGUAAGUUACAUUAUUUACAUUUAACUUACAAUGAGGUUGUUUUGUCGAUGACAUUAUGAUGUUGUCGUCCUUCCACCUUCUCUUUC